Molecule: messenger RNA, 3191 nt
Organism: Anolis sagrei ordinatus
Lineage: Eukaryota; Metazoa; Chordata; Lepidosauria; Squamata; Anolidae
Gene: N4BP3
Product: NEDD4 binding protein 3
Cellular component (GO): cytoplasmic vesicle
Source: RefSeq, a predicted model, not a curated record
GAGGAGGGCCCCUCCUUAUGUAUAUUCAUAUAGGAAUGACUCUGACCCCAGCAGGUCAGUUCAACUGGUGAAGUAAUUGUCACCCACUCGGUGCUCCUGGGGAGAGUGGAGACUGCCACUGCAACUAAUCCAGCCCAAAGAGCUGGUUUGACCCUACAGACGAGGAAAAUACUUGGACUAGUCUUAAUUAGAAAAGAACUGAAGGCUUCACAAGUAAUGCCAGUCUUAGAGCGGUUCCUUGGACACUUGCCAGAAGUUAAUGUUGGCCUCCCACCUUCUUGCCUGAGGAAAAGGGAGGAACUUGAUGUGGGUGUUAGCCUGUCAUGGGGAGAAAGGAGCAGCUUAGGCCUGUACAGGAAGCCGGGUUGGGUGGAUCUGCUUGGCAUUUCUUCUUCCUGGUGAAACAUCUUCACCACUUGAACUCUGGUCCGGCCAGCGCUGGAAUUCUGCUUGUCUUUGAAUCUCCAUGGCAACAGCCCAGGCCUCUCAUAUGACCUGUGACCUCAGCCAUUGUCUCUUUGAUCCUUACUCUCUGAAUUCGGAGCCCGACACAGAUUGCAACAUGGGCAGCGUGGGGAGCCUUGUCGAAAAGCAGGAUUUCUCGACAUCUGCACCCGGAGGUCUGCGCGGGAUGCGUCAGCCUGAUGGGUUGCUUCGUAAAGGAAUGUCCCAGAGGGAAGUCUUUGGCUACUUGCACGGGGGCAAAAGGGAUGCUCGGUCGGAAAAGAAGCACCAGUCAUCAGGCGGUGGCUUUAAACGGGACUAUGAGAGCGACCGGGAGAACCAGUCCCCAGAGCGGUACUUCCGAGACAAUCAACGGGGGCAAGAUUUUUCCAAGAGUUCCUUGCCAGAACGUGGACGCUUUGACAAGUGUCGGAUCAGGCCCUCGGCUUUCAAGGUAGUGUCUGGGAAGAGCAUGCUAUCCAUGCAGGGACUGUCAUCAGCCAAAGGGCAGAAGCUCUCAAAGAGCAAUGGAAGUCUCCACACCAUCUUGACACAGAGCAGCACCGGCAGCUCCUCGCAGUGUGGUCCUCUGCGCAACCACCUGCUGCAUACCAUCAGCCUGGACGAGGGCACCAACUCCAUCCAAAGCUUUCCUACUUACAACCCCCGCUUCAAACCUGCUCCAAACCAGCUCAGUGCUUCUAUAGGUCACAUCAAUCACAUUGGUGGUUCAUUAGACCGGGCCUCUCGGAGUCCACGGGAUCCCUUAGCUGUAGAGAAAGCACCACUCUCUUGCAAGAGCCUGAGCCGGUUGCAGAGCUCUGGGGAGCCACCCCCACCAUAUGAGCCCACUUACUCCUUGGAAGGGGUGGUAAAGCAACUUGAGGACCGGCUGAGUGAGAAGGGCAUGGAGCUCCGCCAGCUUAAGAGGAACCUGAGUGAGAAUGAUGACCCCUUCACACAGAUGUUUGAGGACAAACAGCGUUUGUGGAUGGAUGAGCUGGAAGACCUGAAGCAGAUGUACCUGGCCAAACUGCAGCAGGUCAUGCAACAGGCUCAACGCAGCCAGCGGGCUCUUCAGCUACAGCUCUACAAAGCACAUCAGGAGAAGAAGCGGCUGCAAGAGGAGCUGGAUCUUCUUCAGAGCCAGUGUGAGGAGCUGAGGCUACAGCAGAAGCAGGCAGAACGCCUGAGUCCCAAGUUGGAGGAGACCAAAUGGGAGGUCUGUCAGAAGACUGCAGAGAUUUCAUUGCUUAAGCAGCAGUUCCGAGAUGCUCAGGAGGAAAUGGCCCAGAAGCUGAGUGAAAUUUUCAGUUUGAAAACACAGUUGCGAGAAGCCCGAACAGAAUUGCACGCCAAGGACUCACAACUGGCACAACUGGGGGACUCUCUCCAAUCUGUCUCAGAGCAUGGCUCCCCUCUUCCACCCAGGGACUCCCCUAUGCAGCCAUGCCAGGACUUCUUGGGUUGUGAAACAGAUGACUCUAAAUGUCGGGAAAAGCAGGGGGAGAAUGCAGAGGGCACUGAGUGGCUAUGGGCAGAACUGCUACGGGAGAGGCGCCAGGCCCAGCUACAAGUGGCAGACUUUGAGCAAGAGCGAAAAACCUGGCGUGAGGAGAAAGAGAAAGUUCUGCGCUAUCAGCGAGAGAUUCAGGCCAGCUAUAUGGAGAUGUACCACCGGAAUCAGGCUCUGGAAAGGCAGCUGAGUGAAUUCCGGCAAUAUCAGGCUGAGCCCAGAGGCAUCAACUCAGAAUCACCUUGGAUUGAGAGAGUUGAGUCCUCAAAGAUCUGAAGACUAUGUGAGAGAGAGGCCCUGCAUUCUGGGUGGCAAAGGCAAUAUGCUGCAACAUGGACCACAGGAUUUGAUAGAGAAAACAGUAAAGAGUCUUGCUAGUCAGGUUCAGAAGCCUCUUCCUGUAAUAAUGUAUAGGAGAGUGUGGACUGUAGUCAUUGAUGGAAUGGAGUCCUAGCAUUACAUCUGGUAUAGCCGGUCUGAGUCUCUCUAUGAAGGUAGAGAAGAUCAAGAUAUAAAAGUGUUUUUUUAAAAAAAAAUAUUUUCUAUUUGUCCAGAUGGACUGUUGUUGGCCUGUCACAGGUGUCCUGGAGGGCAGGAUGCUUUCUUGUCAUGUCCUGUUUUGUGUCCACAUUGGCUCUGCCUAUCGAGAUAAAAGGCUUAUUAUUGGGGAAUGUGAAUUACCAUGACUGGGAGCUACAACUACUCCUGAUAAGAUCUGACAGAGAAAACUAAUAAGAGUAUUGUGCUGACAAUUACUGGGUUCUUGUUGGUUUUGUCUCUUUAAUUUUGUUGUGCAGGAAAGAGAAGGUUGACGGCAAACCAACUGAAAUCUGUCCUGAAGGAUUUGUUUUUCAUUCAUCUGGCUUGUUUUCAAGGUGUGCAAAGUUUUGAAACUCGAACAUGGUUGUGUAUGCUGUACAUUGUGACUGAUAGAGAGCCUUCUGUGUUUGGCUCCAGAAAGCACAAGAAAAUGAAGCAUCAACAUCAGCCUCACUGGCUUCUGAAACAAUAAACAAACGAACAAACAAACUUGAAAGCCAAGCCAGCACAGCCACUCAAAAGGCUGUGAAAACAUUACCUGAGCUGAGUCUUGCCUCUGUGGGCACUACUUUUUCCUGCACUCUGUUGCUGCUUGGUGCCGAAGUUCUGGAUUUGAAGGUUGUGCCAGAGUGGAGAGCUCUACAGUGGAAGCUCUACCUGGCAAUAGCUAGAAUAAAGUAUCUGCCUGACA